Messenger RNA from Ziziphus jujuba (common jujube), 736 nucleotides. RefSeq lists its product as uncharacterized. The record is from RefSeq and is a predicted model, not a curated record. The transcript has 2 exons. Bases 224 to 526 code for a protein of 100 amino acids. Lineage: Eukaryota; Viridiplantae; Streptophyta; Magnoliopsida; Rosales; Rhamnaceae.
GUAGUAAAUGCUGAGCGAGUAGAAUCUAAUCACCUCCUUUUUGCCGCAAAUAUAAAUACCGCGAAAGUCUACUCUUUAAGUCUCCCCACAAGUGAAGACUUCUUAAGUAGAUCCUUGUUUUUCAGCCUCCAAGAAUCCAAAACAUUGCCGUUCACAACCCACACAGGCCUACUUUCAUAAAUCGCAGUGAAGGACUUGGCAGGAGGCACCUUGAAGUCCCAAUAUGAGUCUAGCUUGUCUUGUGUGCCAUAGUGUAGAUAGUCCAUCACACUCUUUUAGGAGUUACUCUGUCUCGAGUUCAGAAAACGAAGGAAGAUGUUCUGCCAUUGCUAAUUGCUUAGCCAGAAAAUCAUCUCUUUCAGCACCAACGAUUUCAUCCCUAUUGUCAUCAUCCAAAGUGACUCCACAACCACCUAUUCCAACCAGUGGUGGAAUGGCAGGUCCACCCCGGCUAGUCAGGAGCCGCGCUGUGAGAAGGGACAUUGUCAGAGACUGGAAUUUCGACGAGGUUGUGAUGGAACAUUAGGGUUUAUAGAUUUAAGAUAUGAGAGUAAAAUAGUUCUAGGAAACAAUCUUUGCAAUCUACUUUGGUUUGUUAUGAAUGCAACUCAACUCACCUUUUUUUUUUUUUUCCAUCUUUUUUUCCUGUAGAAGAGUCUGUGCAUUUGUAACUAUUUGAGAAAAUAUGCCCUUUUGAGUAGUAGUAUUUUUUUCUUACUAUGGGUUCAAGAUUCUA